GUAUAAAUUAUUAUAGUUCUCUCUUUCUUUCCGACAAUCGAAUUACAGAGAGAGAAAAAAUUGUAACCAGGAAUUGUAACAGAGAGAAACCUUCCAGGCCCUUCAACAAUGGCGGAUUCUAGGGUUUCUAAGGGUUUAAGGUGAUGGAAAUGCCUGGAAGGAGGUCGGAUUACACGCUUUUAAGCCAAAUUCCCGACGAGGAGGUUGGAACAGGAGCUUCCACUUCGUUUUAUGAGUCAUUAAUAGCCGAUGGAAACAUUAACAAGGGAAGGGCCGAUAGAGUCUUUGAUUGGGAUGGGAGUGGUGAUCACAAGAUAAACACGCAAUCGAAUCGGAUAGGGAACCUGUAUUCAUGGAUUGGGUCGCAGAGGCAUUCUAGUGGAAGCAGCUUCGAUGAAAGCUCUCUUUCCGGGGACUACUACGCACCUACGCUCUCAAGCGCAGCAGAAAAUGAGAUCAACGCAUUGGGAUAUAUCCAGGGUGAUGAGCUAAGAGUAAAAGUGGGAAGUGGAGGUUCGUCAGGGAAGAGCUGGGCGCAGCAGACGGAAGAGAGUUAUCAGUUGCAGUUGGCCUUGGCUCUCAGGCUGUCUUCAGAGGCCACGUGCGUCCAUGAUCCCAACUUUAUGGAUCCGAUGCCAGACGACGCAGCGUUAAGAUCGUCGUCCAGUUCAGCUGAGGCCAUAUCGCAUCGAUUCUGGGUAAAUGGAUGCAUGUCAUACUUUGAGAAAGUGCCAGAUGGUUUUUAUCUAAUUCAUGGCAUGGACCCUUAUGUAUGGUCUUUGUGCACCAAUCUGCAAGACCAUGGCCGUAUACCAUCAUUUGAAUCUCUGAAGGCAGUUUAUUCCAGCAUUGAUGCUUCGAUUGAAGUAGUUUUGAUAGAUCAGAAAAGUGACCCUAGCUUUAAGGAACUGCUAAACAGGGUGCAUAAUAUUUCUUCUAGCGGUUUAACCACAAAAGAAGUUGCAGAUCAUUUAGCAAAGCUGGUGUGCAAUCAUAUGGGGGGUUCAAUUUCCAAGGGAGAAGAUGACUUGGUUUCCUCCUGGAGGGAAUGCAGUGAUGACUUAAAAGAAUGUUUUGGAUCUAUCGUGAUUCCCUUGUGCAGCUUAUCUGUUGGCCUCUGUAGACAUCGUGCUCUUUUAUUCAAAGUACUGGCUGAUUCAAUUGAUUUGCCCUGUCGAAUUGCCAGGGGCUGUAAAUAUUGUUCUAGAGAUGAUGCUUCAUCUUGCCUUGUUAGGUUUGGGCUUCAUAGGGAAUAUCUCAUUGAUCUGAUUGGGAAGCCAGGUUGCUUAUGCGAACCUGAUUCUUUGCUCAAUGGUCCAUCAUCCAUCUCAAUUUCUUCACCAUUGCGAUUUCCAAGACUAAAACCUAUUGAAUCUACCAUUGAUUUCAGGUCACUGGCCAAACAGUAUUUCUUGGAUAGUCAAUCACUUAAUAUUGUAUUUGACGAAGAUUCUUCAGGGAAUGUUGUAUCUGGGAAGGAUGCCCCAGUUUCUGUCUAUCAAAGGCCAUUUAAUAGGAAGGAUGUAGAUGGUAAAAACACAGUGCUUACUGGUGACAGUGAUGAAAGUUCUCAGUUAUUGAACCCAAAAACUUCUCAACCAAGUGCUACAGAUAGAAAUUCUGAGCAAUUUAGAUCACGUGAUACUUCUCAAUAUAGUGUACUGUCUACCUCUUUUUUCGAAAAAGGAGUCCCUAUAAACCUGACCUCGCAGAUUGGUUCCAGAGAUUCUCAACCUCUCUUAGCAUUGUCUCAUCUAAGGACGGAUCCUACUAGCAAUUUAUCAUUUGUUGAGGGUAGUCAACUGGUUAAAAAGCCGAAUGAGCUCUCCCUUGGGAUAGAAGAUUUAGUUAUUCCAUGGCAAGAUCUUGCUUUGAGAGAGAAAAUUGGAGCAGGUUCUUUUGGGACUGUAUAUCAUGCUGAUUGGCACGGCUCGGAUGUUGCUGUGAAGAUUCUGAUGGAACAAGACUUACAUGCAGAACGUUUUGAUGAAUUCCUUAGGGAGGUGGCCAUAAUGAAAAGUCUACGACAUCCAAACAUUGUUCUCUUUAUGGGUGCAGUCACCGAGCCUCCAAACUUGUCCAUUGUCACGGAAUACUUAUCAAGAGGUAGCUUGCACAGGCUUUUGCAUAGACCUGGGGCAAGAGAAGUAUUAGAUGAGAGACGUCGGUUGAACAUGGCAUAUGAUGUUGCAAAGGGAAUGAAUUAUCUUCACAAACGUAACCCUCCAAUUGUUCAUCGUGAUUUGAAAUCUCCAAAUCUUUUGGUCGACAAAAAGUACACAGUAAAGGUUUGUGAUUUUGGGCUUUCACGCUUAAAGGCAAACACAUUUCUUUCGUCAAAAUCAGCUGCUGGGACGCCCGAGUGGAUGGCACCAGAAGUUCUCCGUGAUGAGCCGUCAAAUGAGAAAUCAGACGUUUAUAGCUUUGGUGUUAUACUGUGGGAGCUUGCUACAUUGCAGCAACCAUGGAGCAACUUGAACCCAGCGCAGGUUGUGGCAGCCGUUGGCUUUAAAGGCAACAGGCCUGAGAUCCCACGUGAUUUAAAUCCUCGAGUUGCUACAAUCAUAGAGGCUUGCUUUGCCGGUGAGCCCUGGAAACGUCCAUCCUUUUAUGAAAUAAUGGAAUCUUUGAAGCCGUUGAUCAAACCUACUACGCCUCAUCAAGUUCGCACAAACAUGCAUUAGUUACUUGAGGGAACCCAAGGGAGGACUCAGUUUUGUUAUUGUGAAAAACAAAGUUCUCACAAGGUUUGUCUGGCAGAUUAAGAUGCUGUUCAGAUAGAUUCAGGUUCAUUGAUGUACAUUAAUUUCUUCGCUGAAAUUGGCUCCAUUUUUUAGGCAAUCCAAGUAACUGCCUUCAGUUUUGUUGACACCCAUGCUCCCCGCUUUACCACCAAAAUAUACUUGCCCUCUCCAGUUGUAGAAUGUCAUCCCCCUCCUUUGUGCAAAUAUGUAGAGUAUGUGACCACCGUGGCCAAGUCAAUCAGAAGCGGCCCACUCUGUCCACAGUUCUAACAGUUCCCUCCUGUACAAAACAAAUAUUACUGAAACAUUCUGUUGGAGGCAACUCAAAUACACAGUUUUACUACAAAUCUGUUGAAUUGUCUCAUAUUAAUACACUGGGGUGGCAAAAGCCGCCUCAAAUUCUUUAGCAGUCAUAUCAGGUUUGAAAUCUAGAGAAUGUUUAUAGUUCAUACUGUACAACGAUGUAACUUUCAAUAGACCAUUUCCACAAUUUUUUUGUA
Momordica charantia (bitter melon) is the source of this 3244-nucleotide messenger RNA. Its product is annotated as serine/threonine-protein kinase CTR1. Gene Ontology annotation, biological process: protein phosphorylation. NCBI's taxonomy places the organism in Eukaryota, Viridiplantae, Streptophyta, Magnoliopsida, Cucurbitales, Cucurbitaceae. Gene Ontology annotation, molecular function: ATP binding; protein serine/threonine kinase activity. The record is from RefSeq and is a predicted model, not a curated record.